This is a messenger RNA of Podospora bellae-mahoneyi, 5098 nucleotides long. It is a transcript of the gene MSS4, whose product is annotated as Phosphatidylinositol-4-phosphate 5-kinase. Gene Ontology annotation, biological process: phosphatidylinositol phosphate biosynthetic process. Lineage: Eukaryota; Fungi; Ascomycota; Sordariomycetes; Sordariales; Podosporaceae. The coding region runs from base 1064 to 4126 and encodes 1020 amino acids. The transcript has 3 exons. Gene Ontology annotation, cellular component: plasma membrane. Gene Ontology annotation, molecular function: 1-phosphatidylinositol-4-phosphate 5-kinase activity. The record is from RefSeq and is a predicted model, not a curated record.
AAUAAACGAGAGGCAGCCCGGUUGAUUUGGGGACCAAGGAUGUACAAAAAUGAUGUAAUUGCUUGGGGGGGAGAGUGAAAACCGCGAAGCACGGGAGAUCACCUUUGAACGGAAGGUCGGGCAAUGGGGUCGGCCGACCAGUUUUGGAGAGAGAUAAGGGGGAUGGUGCUCUGGGAAUGCCCUCUCUUUUCCAGCCAUUUCAGUUCUACGUAGGCAGACUGAUCAGGAGAAAAGGAAGACAUAUAGUUUGAAAAACCCGGAAUAUUCCCUAAAGCCAGCGGAAAUGCACUCUUUGAAAACUGGUGAUCGUCGCAAGGUCAAAAGCAACGGGGUGCGUUUGUCUCGGCGCCGAGUCCCGUGUCGCCUCGCAACGGGGAUUGUUGCUGACCACUGGAGUUUUGAAAUGGCGGGGUGGUCUGGGCUUUUUACAGGUAACUACCUAAACCGAGAGCACUGCGCCUGGCUACAGCGCAGCACCACAGCGCAGCACAGUACAGCACAGCACAGCACCGACGGAGUUUUUUUUCCUAUUUCUUUUCGUCCCUAAUCAAAAUACUCAUGAAUCCUUCCAAUUUGUUGAUCUACCUACGCUGUGAGGACCAGAAGAGAACAAGUAAAGCCUGAGAGCGAAUGCCACGACAGCGGACACACUCUGUUGCUCCGUACCGUACCGCCAAGCGGCGUUCUGCUUGUUCUUUCGGCCCCUGCGCAGCAAAGAUUCCCGCCCAGACCAGCUGAACCACAACCGACCGUCGACACAAUCAAUCCGCUCGGCCUUGCUUUUGCCCUUCCCUCCAUUUCGCAUCCCAAAGCCGACGAAUCGAGCCCGACGCGGCGGAACCCAUCCAUCAUCAUCAUCAUCAAUUCCGACUACACCUCCUUGUUCUCCUGUUUGACGCUGUCCUGCCCCUGCCCCCUUCCCUUUGCCAAUCACCCCGUGUCUGUGUUGAGUUGUCGAGAGAGUGUGAGAGAGCAUGUGCGCCACUGCCGACCGUCCGUAAUAUCAAUCGAAUCUUGGAACAGCCAGAAGCCUCCUCCCCCCAAUCUCACGACCCGACACGCGAUGCCCUCCUUCCUGCCGGACGGAAGUGCGGCAAUCGACUCCCAAUCCUCAGGCCUCGUGCACCUCGAUCAAGCCGCCCAGUACGGCCUGUCGAACCCCGGCAAAGUCAAUGUACACGUUGCGCGCCAGCCACACUCGCACACAUCCAACGAGAGCUUCGACGAGAGCUCCUACAACUCGUCUAAUUCUUCACAAACCUCCGAGGCCUCUGCCGACCCGCGAACGCGACUCAUCCAGGACGUGAAUGGGGAAUAUCCGAAAAAGGCUCCCCCAAGUAUGAACACGCUGCCAAAUGGCAGUCCUGCUGGAGCAUUGACGAACGGAGUGGGCAACACCACGAUCGACUCGACGAGCCGCAAACCACUACCGAAUGGCAAUUCGACAGUGUUGGUGGACAGGACGCUAAAGGCUAAUGGAAGGGGGAAUGAUUCAACAACAUCGAGCCCGCAAGAGGCCUUUCCGCGGAUAUCUGUCAGUUCAGGACUCGACGGUAACGGUACCGCGCAGGCCGACCCAUAUGCGCGGCCUAUGAGUAAUGGGGGCAUUCGCACAGUUCAGGAUAACAACGAGUCGUCGGUAGCAACCUUGCCUGUCAACGCUUCGACCGCGACGUCCGAUUCUUUAAGCCCGGAACCGAAAACCCAAAAGGCGCCACACAGAUAUUCCUCCCCUCCAUUUCCUGGCCCGACUGCCUCAGGCCCGCUAGCACCACCACCACCACCUGCCCCUGGGAUCAAGCACCGUCACACACUCGAGGUUCCCAAGGUAACACAAGGGCGCGGAUCGCGGGAUGGGGCCGAGGGUUAUGCUAGCGGCAGAUUCUCGCCCACAAUUGGCGGCGGAGUUAGGAGAGCAUCGUUGAGUUUGGCUAGGAGGAACACGAGAUCUCUGCACUCGGAGGCCCACCAUGAGGUGAUGCCGGAUGAAGAUGCCAUGCGGUGGGCCGAAGCGUACAGGCAAAAGCGCGCUACCAAGAGAAGAAGGAGGGAAAUUGAGGAUGAUGACAGGGUCCUGGUCGGGACAAAGGUGGAUGAGACGCACGCGAACUGGGUGACGGCAUACAAUAUGUUGACUGGCAUCCGUGUGGCCGUGUCGAGAACCAACGCGAAACUUGACCGGCAGCUGACGGACGCCGACUUCGACGUCAAGCAGAAGUCUACUUUCGAUAUUGCCGGAAACGAACUGGUGCCGUCGGCCAAGUACGACUUCAAGUUCAAGGACUAUGCUCCGUGGGUCUUCCGCCACCUGCGAGCACUGUUCCGCCUCGAUCCCGCCGACUAUCUCAUGUCCUUGACGGGUAAGUACAUCUUGUCAGAGCUUGGGUCGCCGGGCAAGAGUGGAAGUUUUUUCUACUUUUCGCGGGACUACAAGUACAUCAUCAAGACGAUCCACCACGCCGAGCACAAGUUUCUCAGGAAGAUCUUGAAGGAUUACUACCAGCAUGUCACCAACAAUCCCAACACUCUGCUUUCGCAGUUUUACGGUCUUCACCGGGUCAAGAUGCCCUACGGCAAGAAGAUCCACUUUGUCGUCAUGAACAACCUGUUCCCGCCACACCGGGACAUCCACCAGACUUUCGACUUGAAGGGCUCGACGAUUGGGCGAGACUACAGGGAGGAGGAGCUGGCGAACAACCCGAGGGCAACGCUGAAGGAUCUGAACUGGCUGCGGCGGAAGAGACAUCUUGAGCUGGGGAUUCAGAAAAAGAAGAUGUUCUUGGAGCAACUGCAGAAGGAUGUGCGGUUGUUGCAGAAGCUGCACAUCAUGGAUUACUCGCUGCUGAUAGGCAUCCACGAUCUUCAGAGAGGGAACGAGGAAAACUUACGGGAUAAGACGUUGCGGGUGUUCAACCCGGGGGGCAAUGGCGUUCCGGAGGAUGAGAACCCUCACUCGGUUCUGAUGAGGACGCCGUCAAAGCUGGAGAACCAGCGGAAGGCGAGAGAGCUGAGGCAGAUGAUCCAGACGGAGAAGCCAGUGCCCAUGGGUGAAACUAGUAGCCGGAUGCCGGAUGAGCUUGAGGACGGGCAGAAGUCCGGCUUUGUGUUUAACCAGGAUGAUGGAGGAUUCAGGGCGACGCAUGAGGAUAAUGCACCGGGGGAUGAGAUUUACUACCUGGGGGUGAUUGAUUGUCUCACUCACUACGGCAUGAUCAAAAAGAUCGAGCACUUUUGGAAAGGCCUGUCGAGCGAUCGCACGCAGAUCUCGGCCCUCCCGCCACAUGAGUACGGCGAGAGAUUCAUCAACUUUAUCAACGGCGUAACAAUGUCACAGGAGGAGGCUUUGCGAGAAGCUCAAGAAAGAGACGCGGCCCAAGCAGCUGCUGCCGCCUCGGAGGAACGACAACGGGUAGGCAGCUGGAAUAGUCUCCGGGGCCGCUCGUCGAAUGCAGCUCCUCCAGUACCAAGCUACCUCCCUCCAGCGCCACCGGGAGCCUCGUCGUCGGGCAUGAGAUCUCCCGAGGUUGAGCUCACGAUGCAAAAGGCUGAGGAGCAAGCAAGGAGAAGCGAGCAUCGCAGCCCGAGCGAGGAGAACAUACCUGAUCGAACUCUCCGAACUACCGCCUCUCCGUCCAAUAACCCUGGUUCCAGCAGCGGGAAACAUCAGUCCCCGCCGCUUGGUGACCGUCGAGACACAGCAGUUCUGCCGGUGGUAGAGGAAGCGGCUGAAAGCCAGUCAACCAAGUCCCGCCGCAGUCAGAAAUCACAGACGAGUCGUCUCAGUCAAGAAGACGACCACCGACCGCCCACCCCCGCAAAGGACGGUGAUGAUUUCCGCACAGGGACCUUUACCAGCCAUUUGAUGGGUGGUAGGAGUAGGGGCAGCGAUUCAGGGAGACCGCCACCGACGCCGCCCAAAACGGGCCAUGGCUAUGGCGGCGUCUCGCAUCACACCAUGAUGAAGCCAGACAGCGUGGAUAGCGGGUAUGGUCAAGGUGGCGGGUUGAGGAGCGUGUCGGGGAGCCAAAAGAGCCGGUUGGAUCAGGGGCAUGUGAAGAACCAGAUCAGUAGGGAUAGUUUGGAUAAGGCGCUGCCCCCGCUGCCGAGGGUCAAUGGGAGUUCUUAGAGGGAUGACGGCUCGACAAUGGAAAAGGGCAAGAGGGUGGUGACGCCUGAUCAGAGGGAUUGGGAGAGGACGAGGGAGAUGUGGUUUUCGGGUUCGUCGGUGGCGAUCGUCACGAUCAGGAUUGAGGAUGAGAAGGAGGAGGGGGAUGUAGGAAAGGGAAAGUUGUGUAGCGAGCGGCUUAAUGAUUACUAAGGAGGGGGGAAGGAUGAUGGAUGGAUUUGGCUUAGUUUCUUUGCGUUUUUUUGUUGCUGUUGCGUUUGAUUGAAUUCGGUGGGGGUGGAUCAGGAACCCCCUUUUCUUGUCGUUUUUCUUCUCUCUCCUUCUUUUCAUCCUCUCUCUGUCUCUCUCUGUGUGUCGUUAUCUUGGAAGAACCAGACCUCAUGAUACCAACUGCACAAAACACCUCUCUCUCUUACAAGGACACAUACACACACAAAAACUCAUUUUUUUCUUCUUGCUUUCUUAUUCAACAUACAGUUUUUAUCAGACAUUACACACACAUUAUUCUUUUUACAAUCAACCAAACGGGCCGAUAUGUUUGUUGGAGGGGACUACUAUUACACUGAGGCUGACUGACGACCCUGAUUAUGGACGCUCUUUUUUUUCUCAUUCACUUUUCAUUCAUUACAGAGACACAGUUUGUUCUUGGUUGAUGGUUGCGGUUUAUUGUUAGAAAGAGGGGUGUUGUUCAGUAGUGCUUUAGACGUUUUGUUACCGCCUGUCUGCAUUGAAUGUUUUGGAUGGUCGAGUGGGUCGGUGGGGAGAAUGUAUGGGAUGUUUGUUGUUGUUUUGCUGUAUGGGGAUUGAAAUAGGAUUUUUUUUUUACUUGGUGCUGUUGUUUAGGAGAGUGGGUUUACAGUGUUUGGGUUUUCUUCGAAAGAGGAGAGAGGGGGCGGUGGUGCUUAUUUAGAUGGGGGAGGGGGGAGUGGGAGAAGGAGAGGGGAUUGUAUAUAGAUGUUGUUAUACUACUAC